Molecule: messenger RNA, 1600 nt
Organism: Theobroma umbraticum
Lineage: Eukaryota; Viridiplantae; Streptophyta; Magnoliopsida; Malvales; Malvaceae
Product: tryptophan aminotransferase-related protein 4-like
Biological process (GO): amino acid metabolic process
Molecular function (GO): transaminase activity; carbon-sulfur lyase activity
Source: RefSeq, a predicted model, not a curated record
UUAUCUGUUUUUCAUUUUAAAUAAAGGCAAAUUUUCUUAAUUAUGAGAAGCCUCAAGAAAGAGAAGCAUGGCCAACAUAUAUAGCUCCAAGUACAUAGUACUGUCUCUGGUGGCUUCUCCAAUUCUCAAUCUAUUGUUUAUCAUCAAUCUUUAUGCUAGUGGAAAUUGGAACCUGAGUUGGACUUUUCAAGCUGCAACAGAAGCUGAGGCGGUGGCAGCUAUAUCCUGCUCAGGCCAUGGAAGAGCAUACCUGGAUGGUUUGGUCUUUGAUGGAAAAGAACCUCUUUGUGAGUGCAACUCAUGCUAUGCAGGCUCUGACUGCUCUGUUUUUAUACCUGGUUGUGCUGCAAAUGCAGAUGGGGGGGAUCCGCUAUUUUUGGAACCUUUCUGGGUGCAGCAUGCAGCUAGUAGUGCACUGCUAAUAGCAGGGUGGCAUCGAAUGAGCUAUACAUUCAAUGAUCACACUUUUAUCUCACAAGAGCUAGAAAGGCUCAUCCGCAGGCUACACGCUGUGGUAGGAAAUGCAGUUACAGACAAGAGGUUUAUAGUUUUUGGUGCUGGCUCAACCCAAGUCAUUAGUGCAGCAGUUCAUGCACUCUCCCCUGAUAAUGCGUCAUCGCCGGCAAGGGUUUUAGCUUCAAUCCCUUACUAUCCGUUAUAUAAAAUACAAACAGAGUUGUUUGAGUCAGUGAAUUUCAAGUUUCAAGGAGAUACGUCCCAAUGGAAGAACAGUUCAGAUACUGGUGCAAAUAUGAUUGAGUUUGUAACAUCACCAAACAAUCCUGAUGGACAGCUAAACAAGGCAGUUCUUCAUGGUCCACAUGCCAAAGCAAUUUAUGAUCGAGCGUAUUACUGGCCACACUUUACACCAAUUCCAGCUCCUGCAGAUGAAGAUGUAAUAUUCACACUUUCUAAGCUUACGGGUCAUGCUGGCAGCAGAUUUGGGUGGGCAGUGAUAAAAGAUGAGAGUGUCUUCGAUAGAAUGACAAAACACAUCGGUGUAAAUUCCAUAGGAGUCUCUCGAGAUAGUCAGUUAAGAACUUUGAAGCUUCUGAAAGUAGUACUUGAAGGGGAAGGAAGAGCAAUAUUUGAAUUCGGACAUGAGACAAUGAAAAUCAGGUGGGAAAACUUGGUCAAGGUGUUAUCAUCAUCAAACCGUUUCUCUCCAGAAAUUGAACCUCAAUACUGCACCUUUUUCCACGAAGUCAGAGAAUCUUCCCCAGCUUAUGCUUGGCUGAAAUGCGAGAGGGAAGAAGAAAAUGAUUGUUAUGCAGUCCUCAAAGCAGCCAAUGUUAUUGGCCAUGGAGGAGGUGUGUUUGGUGCAAAAGAUCGCUAUCUCCGCCUUAGCAUGAUCAGAAGCCAAGAUGAUUUUGAUCUACUUAUAGACCGCUUGAACAAAUUAGUUUCAGAGGAAACUGGUGGCAGAAUCAUGUGAAGAACGCAACCUCAUCUAUUGACGGAAAGUUGUUAACAGAAUUUCAAUGCUUGUAAUAUAGAAUACUUUUUAGACAUACCUAGAGAAAGGUCAUGUUCAGUGACCUGAACUACUGGGAGAUGCAUAACGUAAUACCCUGUUCCUCAAACCUGUAAAGUAGUUGAC